Molecule: messenger RNA, 9691 nt
Organism: Brassica rapa (field mustard)
Lineage: Eukaryota; Viridiplantae; Streptophyta; Magnoliopsida; Brassicales; Brassicaceae
Product: 1-aminocyclopropane-1-carboxylate synthase 5
Biological process (GO): amino acid metabolic process; biosynthetic process
Molecular function (GO): transaminase activity; pyridoxal phosphate binding; 1-aminocyclopropane-1-carboxylate synthase activity
Source: RefSeq, a predicted model, not a curated record
UCAAAUAGAAAAUAUAUUUUUCUAUUUAUAUAAUUUAUUUAUAUGUUUGCACCAAUUUAAUUAUAUAAGUAGUAGAUAAUGACUUUUUAAUUAUUCAAUAUAUAUUUAUUAUUUCAUAAUAUGUUAUAAACAUAUAAUAUAUAAAACAAUUUAUAUAUAUAUAAUGUUUAUUCCGCGCAAGGCGCGGAUCUUAACCUAGUAUAUCAUAUAAGUCAAAGUGUUGACAUUUACUUACAUGUGCUUAUAAAAAAAAUUCUUAACUUCUUAAAAUAAAAUUUCUUAAAAUGUCAAUUUUAUAGACAAUGAUUUCUGGUAAAUUUACCAUAUCUAUAUUUAGUAACUUAUGAAUUAUGAGGCAUUGGUGUUAAUCAUGGCCUUAGUAAUGGAAAAAAAUAGGAUAUACACACUCUCACGAAAUUUUAUCAUCCUCAUAAAGGUUUUUUUUCUUGCUGACUUCAUGAGUGGAUUAUUAAAUAACAAUCAUAAUAAAUUCAAAUUUCACAAUUAAACCAUUAAUGGCAUAUGAGUUUGCUUUUUUAAUUGUCAUGUUUAGUCCCUAGAGGAUGGUCAUUAUAAGGACGGCCCGGCGGUGACUGGAAACGCGUAAAGGCUAAUCAUUUAACUUUCAUUAGUUUAAUACGUCAUAAUGAUCUUAGUAAACGAACAGAUAAAUUAGGGCAUUAAUAUCAAAAUGUGUCAUUCAAUUUUGUAUGUAUAGUAUUGGAAGUUUUUGAAAACAUCCAGUACUUAGAGUUAGAUUUAUUGUUGUAUGUGUCAUGUGUGAAUGCACGAUUAAUGAUGGGUGACUUAUUUUUAAAGAACAAUUGCAAAUAAUAGCAGAUUGAUUUAUUAGAGUCAUAUUAAAAAAACAAUAAAAAAGAAGUUGCCUCACAUGUCUUAACCAACAUUUACUAAAACUAUGUUUAUGUCUGGGCGGUCAAAAAAGUCUAACUAGUUUCUGAUUCUAUUGUCACACUUUAUUAUUCUUGGGAUAAAAUGUCGUAAGAUUGUUUAUCUAUAUAUACCUCUCAACAUACCCAUUGCUUCUCCAAACACAUCUCAUCACUUUUCAACAGCUUAAAGUCUUAAACACUAAAUCAAGAUCUCUUUGUCUCUCUUUUUUUCGACCAUAAUCUCUUUGACUUAAAAUCAGAAAAGAUGAAACAGCUUUCGACAAAAGUGACAAGCAAUGGUCAUGGACAAGACUCAUCCUACUUCUUGGGAUGGGAAGAGUACGAGAAGAAUCCUUACGAUGAGAUCAAGAACCCUAAUGGUAUGAUCCAGAUGGGUCUUGCUGAGAAUCAGCUAUGCUUCGAUUUAAUCGAGUCGUGGUUAGCUAAGAACCCAGACGCAGCUAGUCUCAAGAGGAAAGGUCAAUCCAUUUUCAAAGAGCUUGCUCUCUUUCAAGACUAUCACGGCAUGCCUGAAUUCAAAAAAGCAAUGGCUGAGUUUAUGGAAGAGAUAAGAGGAAAUAGAGUCACGUUCGACCCGAAAAAGAUUGUUUUAGCCGCCGGUUCGACCUCUGCGAACGAGACUCUCAUGUUUUGUCUUGCUGAGCCUGGCGAUGCUUUCCUCUUGCCUACUCCUUACUAUCCUGGAUUUGAUAGAGAUCUUAAAUGGAGAACUGGAGCUGAGAUUGUGCCAAUCCACUGCUCAAGCUCUAAUGGCUUCCAAAUCACGGAAUCAGCUCUACAACAAGCUUACCAACAAGCCCAUAAGCUUGGUCUCAAAGUCAAAGGAGUUCUUGUCACCAACCCAUCUAACCCACUUGGCACUGCGUUGACCAGACGUGAGCUCAACCUUCUCGUUGACUUCAUCACUUCCAAGAACAUUCAUCUCAUUAGCGACGAGAUCUACUCAGGCACUAUGUUCGGGUUCGAACAGUUCAUCAGCGUGAUGGAUGUCUUGAAAGACAAGAAACUUGAAAACACCGAGGUUUCUAAAAGAGUCCACGUCGUUUAUAGCCUUUCCAAGGAUCUUGGACUUCCUGGUUUCCGCGUGGGAGCGAUCUACUCUAACGACGACAUGAUCGUAUCUGCCGCGACAAAAAUGUCGAGUUUCGGUCUUGUCUCUUCUCAGACUCAGUACCUUCUCUCUGCAUUGCUCUCAGACAAGAAGUUCACAAGCCAAUACCUCGAGGAGAAUCAGAAACGGCUCAAGUCCAGACAGAAACGCCUAGUGUCUGGUCUUGAGUCCGCAGGGAUUACUUGCCUGAGAAGCAACGCCGGUUUGUUCUGUUGGGUCGACAUGAGACACCUCUUGGACACAAACACAUUCGAAGCAGAGCUCGACCUCUGGAAAAAGAUUGUCUACAACGUGAAACUAAACAUCUCGCCCGGUUCGUCCUGUCACUGCACCGAGCCGGGUUGGUUUAGGGUUUGUUUCGCUAAUAUGAGCGAGGAUACACUCGAUUUAGCCUUGAAGAGGCUCAAAACAUUCGUAGAGUCCACAGACUGUGGACGGAUGAUAUCAAGAAGCAGCCAUGAAAGGCUCAAGAGUUUGAGGAAGAAGACAGUCUCUAACUGGGUUUUCCGGGUUUCAUGGUCCGACCGUGUACCUGAUGAGCGAUGAUUUAUUCAUCUCCCUAAGCUUGAGACGACAAACAAAAAAGCUUCAAGGUUUUUUCUUUUCUUUAUAUCCUUCAUUUUUUUUAUAUUUUGGAAAAAUAUUUUUCAUUUUCCAAGAUAUAUAUAAUAUCAUUAUAUAAGUGUAAUAUUCAUAAAUGUCUGAGUGAGUUUUUAUGCAAUUUUUCGUUCGGGUGUAAAUUGUUACUAUAAGUGUUGGUUAUACGUGUUUAAAAAUGCACUCAGUCCGAAUGUGGAUUUGCAGUGGCAAUAUAUAUAAAAUAUGUAUCCCGUUGUAAUUUUAAUCAAAAGUUUGCAUGUAUUGUGUAAUUAAUUCACUCUUUUAAUAUAUAAUAUUUAUUUGAUUUCGUAAAGUAUGUGCUUCUACCCUUUCUCAAAAAUGUGCUUCUUUAAUUUUGAUUAAUUUCUGAAUCAGUUGUGAUAUAUAUUUCUUCUUUGACGACAAUGAGUCUGUAAUGAUCGUUAACGUUAGUAAAGGACGUUAGUGAAGGCAAAUAUCAAGGAUGCCUAACUCAUUAUGUUAAAGUCUUGGACUAACCCUUUGACUUUGGUACGUUACGUUGCAUAAGAUUUUGUCCGAAAAAAUCCGAGUAUCCGUGACCUGUUCCAUUUUACUCGAAUAUUCAUUUUUUCUAAAUAUUUGUGGAUCAUGCGAUUCGAUUUUAUUUGUUAAUUAUAUUAGAUAUUUUAUGUCAAAAUUUUGAAUAAACAUAUAUUAUUCUUUACAAAGCAAAAAAAAAAAUCAAUGUCACUUUUUAUAAUAUGAUUAAAUUAAUAAAUUAACAUUUUUAACAUAAAUUAUCAAACAAAUCAAAUAAUUCAAUGUAAACGAGUCUAAUAUAAAACAUAUGUAAGCAUUUGACUCAAAUAAAAAAUCAUAUUGGUAUGCAACUCAAUACUGAAAACAACAUGAAAACAACUUCAAAACUGACCAAAUUUACACUAUAAAAUGUAUAAAUAUACAUAACAUAUAUUAUAUAUCUAUAAACUUACGGAUUGAAUAGGAUAUUUGGCUUUUUCAAAAAUAUUAUUUGUUGUUUUUCUUUGUUGUUUAUGAAUAUCACAUUUUGAUAUUUGCUUUGCUCCAGAACUUUACAUAUAUCUAUAUAUUUUGGAUCGAAACAAUACAAAAAACAUAUGGAAUCAAAUUUAACGGAAAUAAGCCAGUCUUACCACGUCACAUCUUGUUUUCUUGAACACAAAUUUAUAGUCAUUAAACUAAGAGAAUCUCCAACAAGUAUCAGGAGGAGUUCUCGAUAUUAAAAAAAAAAAAGAUAAUAAAAUUAAGAUAGAAAAGGCAAAAGUUCUUAAUUUAGAGCUUUUCAGAAUCUGUCUACAUAUUUAAGGACAUAUGUCAUGCUACCAAAGAAAAUAAAUGAUUUAUCUAGUUUUAAGAAAAUGAAACAAAAAUAAAUGAUUAUAAUACUAAUGUUUUUUUAAAGAAAAUUUUAUGGACUCUAACCAAUGGAAGUGUUCUAACUUUUCUAUUAAACCAAACUAGAUUCACUAGGUGAUGUAUUAUGUAUUAACUUUUCUUUUCAGGUCACAAGUUUGAAUACCAACGACCAAGAAUAUUAAUUAAAUUAACCUAAUCUAAUCUAUGUUAAAAUAUUACAAACCUUUUUAAAAACAAAAAAUACUAUAAAACUAAGUUGUCGAACUUAUGUGUUACCAAAAAGACUAUUCUGUUUACCAUUGGCCAGAAAAAAAAAAUUAAUCUACCUCAUUUAGGCAUUACUCUAUGAGAUAUUUUCAAGAUAAUUGCUUGGAUUCCAGAAGGUGAUAGUCAUAGUUCAUAUUUGGUUUUCUUACUUCCUAACCUUUUGUAUUAACUUAUUUUGGAUCCCUCUUAUAGGGACAUCACUUAAAUCAGUAGUUCAUGGAGCCUUAAAGAUUUUCCUAGUGAAUCUGGAUCAGAUUACAAAUGUAUCCGUCAUCAAAUGCCAAUGAUAUUGACAUGAUAUUGUAAGAUUUACCAUACGAAUAUAAAUGAAUUGCGUAAAUAAAAGAAAUGUUUUUGAUGAUUAUUUUUUCAAACUUGAUGAUGAUGAAUUUUUCUUAAAUAAUGUAACUGAUAUAAUCAAGUCUGAAGGAAUGAAAAAGUCUUUUUUUUUAAAAUAAAAAAAAUCUUGUGAAUAGUGAAAAAUUCAAAGAUUAUCAUUUUUUUUCUUCAAAUAGAUCACCAAGGGAAGCCCAAACAAUUUGCAAGAUGCAGUAUUUUUAUUUUUCUACAACAUAUAGAAACAUAGUCUAAAUUUUGUCAGAAUAUAAAGAAAAUUUAAAAUUGUGCCAAUUGAUGUACAUACGAUUAACGAAAUCCGUAAUUUAACUUUUUAUUUUGCUAAGUCCUUACGAUUAAGUAAAAAGAAAAAAAAAGAUUGAUAUAGCAAAAUAAUAAGAUGAACAAUCGAUCUGUACUCCAAUCCAUUUAAAACAUAUAUUGGAUCAUUUUACAACUGUUUAAACCUAUACAAUGAUCGACUCUUAAAGCGAUGCUAACAAAUACCAUGGUCCAAUGAUUAGAUAUUUAAAAAAUAUAAAUGCAAUUCCAAUCAUAAUUACUAAAUGUCUAAAUCAAUUAUUUGGGAAAUGUUAGAAAUUUAAGUCUCCAAUCAUUUAAAGAGAAAAUGCACUAUAACCAUUUUCUUUAUUUUGUGUAAUUUAUUUCAGGAUGGAUAAUAAAGUAGGACAAAGUGUCGUAUCAUAGGCUAAUCAUUAUAUAAGAUACUGGUCAAAGAUUAUGAUGCCAAGGACAUGUUUAUUGCAGGUCUCUUAAAUUGAAGUUCUUAGCAUAAUAUAAGAUACGGUCUCUUAUUUUUUAACUAAAAAAAGUUAAGAGACAUCUUUUAUAUUUAUCAUUUAAGAAACAUUUCUUAGCUUUUUAUUUAAGAGCUAAGAGACCGUAUCUUAACUUAGAACCCGAACCUAAGAAAGAUGUAAUAAACAUGUUCUACGUCUACUAUAGGAUAGAAUAUAUAUAAAAUAUAUACUACUAAAUAAUAUAUAAAUCGCAAAUGCCAUGAGCUUUGCUGGUACUACUACGAAGACUACGAACUAUAUAAAUACAACUUUACUAACCGAAAUUUUAUUUAACUUGACCAUGAUACGCGGCUAUACCGGCCGUAACGGCAAAUGAUCCUUACAUGUGAAGAGCAUUAACUUGGUGGUUGAGUCCCCAAAAAAAUCUGUCUGUCUGAAUUAAUAAAUACUAGGUGAUAACCCGCGCUCUGCGCGGAAUAAAUAGAUUUCAAAAUAUUACACUUUUAAUAUGUAGACAUAAUAAAAAUUAAAGUCAUAGCAAAAAAUACUAUAUGUUAUAAAGUAAGGGUUAGACGAAAUUUAAUAUGUCAAUCUAAAUUAAGCUGCAAAAAUUUUGUUUAAAAAUUGUAUAUUUAUUUGCAUAAAAUAAAUUAUAAAUAUAAAAUAAAACAAAACAUAAACAAUAGACUAAUAAAAUAUAAAAGAAACAAUGUCUUGAAUGGUUUCAAAUCGGAAACAAAGUUAAAACCAACCAUUUGAUUGCUUGAGAGAAUGUUUUGAUAUGAGCAAAGUCGAGAAGAAAAGUGUGGUGAGUUUUCUGAAUUAUAGAAGCCGUAUAUUUAUACUAAAAAGAAAUCGCCGUGUGGUCAUAUAGAUUCAAAAUAAUGGUCGUAACUAAAUCGAAUAUUACACAUAACUUGCGCUCCAAUCUUAGUUGAGAAUUACUUUAAUAUUGUAAAUAGUUAAUGCAAAUUUUCUUUUAUCAAUCGCAAUUGAACAAAUUCAAAAAAAUUCACGAUUAUUAAUUGAUUACAAUCAUUUGAACCUUAAUCUACGUUCCUUAUAUAUAAAAGUCAAGUCCUUGCAAAUCACGUAUUAUUACCAUCAGUUUACCAAAUUUGUAAUUUAAAAAUAUGUCAAAGUUAUUAGAAGUUUUCUUUUUCCCAAUCAUCAAUCAAUUUCGUCCUUGCAAAUAACAUUUGAAUCAUGGGCAAUUUGCUCCGCCAUUAUUUGCAUUAUGCAAGUUGGCGUUAAAAUCUUAAUUACGAUAGAUCACCUAAGGUAAGUUUUUAUAUGUGUAUGCCAGAAAAUCGUAUUGUACCUUAGUUUCUACAAUCGCAAGGCGGAGAUCAUCUAACAAUUUAAUGAAACGGGGCAAGUAUAUGUCAUAUGCAUGGUUCUUCUGUUUCAUUAUUUUAAGAAAAAAAGUUUUUUUUUCUUGAUAUAUUUUUAAGAGAACAAAUAUUUUUUCGCAUUUUUAAGAAAAUCAAUCACUUGAGCACGUAUUGAUCAUCAAAUACUUUUAGGAUUUUACAGAAAAACAAACUUUGGUUGAUAAUUGCACAUUAAUUUUUCGCAUCUAUAUUUAUUUUUGAAUAAAAAAUUAGACCACUACGUAUGUCAGUAAUUUUUUUGUAUUGAAACAAAUUAAUGAAAAAACUUCAGUCAAGGUAAUUAACAUAAUUUUAAAAUCUUUGAUAUAAUACGUAGAACUUCGGUUAAGGUAACUAACGCAAGAAAUAAAUGAUAAGAUUUGAUGUAAUACGUAUCAACGUAUAUAUGUGACAAAUGUAGACAAAACUAAAGUAAUUAUAAUGUUUUGAUCAAUGGCAUGUUGUGUAAUUACUCUAGUUAACAAAAGAGUUUUAAAUAGAAUAGGUGAGAGAGCUUGUGGAGUUGCCACAUAAGAAAUGGCACACUUGUAAUAAACACAUGAACUAAAGGUUAUUUAUUUUUAAUGCUCCUCAAAUAAUAAGAAAGGGAUUUCGAUUAAAAAUGUAAUCGAUAUACGUAUAUGUACUUUGAGAAAUAAUAGAUUGAGAAUUUGGUUGGAUUUUCUUUUUUGCUAAAUAUGUGAAUAUCAUUAAAAAUGAAAGAUUAGUCUACAAAUGUAGUUAAUCUAUACAAAACAGAGGAUUGAUAAACUUAGACAAGAAGGAGCUCGGAAGAGGUCCAAGAUGGAUCCUAUGAGUGAACUCAAAGGAUCAGAUAAGCCAUCUACACAUGAGGUCCUUGAAUUUGGUUGGAUUUGAGAAUCCGUGAUGAGUAAUAUUGAUUAAGUCAUGUACUUAAAAGUCUUCAUUGCAUAUGACCGACCAUAACUAUACAAACUGAGAUUUAUAUGUAGUCGUUGUACCAGAAACUUUCAUCGUUUAUCAUGGUCUUUACUCGCAAAAUAAUAUUAAGCAACAUGGAAUGAUAAUAUCAUAUUAUAAGAAUUAAAUCGGUACGUCAACUUAAUUAGUUGCAAACUAAUCAUAUAUAAUUUUUUAAUGGUAUAUCGUUAUGAUGUUAAAAUUUAUGAACUGUUUUAAAUUAAUACGUCAAUGUUGAUUCCAAGAAUAGUGUAAACCUAAUGUAACGUCGCUAAGUAAAUAAAUAAACUUAAUUUAAAUAAACUUAAUUUAAUGUCAUGAAACUUAAUAAUCUGAAAAUCAGUUCCACCAGUAAAGACUCAUAGUCAAGAACUUUGAGCGCAGGCAAUUAACUAAAAUGGGCAACAAAAAAAAAUUAUUUUAAAAAUGAAUGUUAAAAUGAGCAAACUUAACAAAUUAUAUAUUGAGUGGAGUUUUCUUCAAACGGUUUUAAGGGGAUUCAACUUUCAUGACGUGUGAUAGAUUCGAUAAUAUAAAGCGUAAGGACGGCCUCAUACUUGUUACCUGUCGAGUUUCUUAACUCAUCAAGGGCUUUGAAUCAUAUUCAGUUUGGUUAGGACUUAGGACCCAAAUUCUUUUAAUAUAUAAAUGAAUUUCUGUAUCAACGUAUUGCUUAUGUAACAUCCAGAGUUUGAACCAAGCUUUGAGUCACGUGGGCUUCAUGAGUAAGGCCAUAGAACUGCACAUGCCAUGACACAAAAAGAUAUAACAUCUCCUACAUAUAUACACAUAUAGUGAUCAAAAUGCAUAUGCUUUACAAAUAGGGCAAAUCAUUUGGAUUAGAAACUACAUAUACGCGUGGAACCGUUUGAUGUCCAUCAUAUAUGCAUGAGGGGGCCAUCUAUGCAUGGCAUUGCUACUUGCAUUACACAUAACACAUGCAUAAACAUAGACACAUAGUGAAAGAAACGGAAUUAAAACUUUAAAUAUUAUAUCAGCUUUAGUGUGGCAUGUGGGUCACGUUAACGUUUCUCGUACUUGAUGCAUAGCUUAUGAAUCGGGAAGUCAUUUAGCUUAUAAGAAGAUUGAGAGACGAGCAUAUUUCCAAUUUUGUUAUAUUUUAUUACAGUCAUUUAGCUUUAAUUAGUGUUGGUGCUUCGUAAAUUCAUCUACUUAAUAUGUGCACGAUCAAGAAGAUUCAUCGCACAUUUGUUACUUAACAAACAAGAACCAAAUCACACAAAGAUUUGUUUCUUUGGCUUAGAUGCACCGGCAUGAAUUAUAAUAUAAAACGAUUGAUUAAUGCUCAUGUAGUUUAUCAAUGUUCAUCUCUUCUUCCCAUAUUUUUGAACCUUUGUUACUCCUAAAUAAUCUCCUUUUAAUUUAUUUUUAUUAUUUGACUUUUUAUUUAUUGUUCUUACAAAGAUAAUAAAUUUAGUCGGCUCUUCCUGCCUUUCAAUCUAAGUAUUAAUGACAUAUGAUGCUUAAUUCUCAAAUUCAAAACUACCACUUGAGUCUUUACUUUAACUAGUCACCAGUGGGGUCUUUUUGUCGUCACUAAUGGGCUUUUAUGGACCUCACAAGACACAUUUUGUUCAUAUCUAAGAAUGUGCUUAUAUGUUUUCCAUUUACAUGGCUUUAAUGGGCUUUACUAUUGGUUUGAAGCGAAAGGAAGCGUUGGACUCGAAGACAAAUUUAUUGGAUAUUUUGAUCUGAAUUUUAUUAAUAAAAAUAGUAAGAAAGAUAUUGCGAAAAUAAUUAGUGAAAAUAAUAUUUCAGUAUUUUAUUUAAAAGUAGUGGAAAUUUUCCCGUAUCCAUCUUUUUUUCUCCAUAAGCAGAUAACAAGAAAUAGCCAAAUCUCAUGAAAACAAUAUAAUUAAUUAAUUAAUUAAAAGUUAAGAACACGUAUAAAACAAUCAGACGACGCGACAUUACUCCCAUUCCCACAAUACAACAUUUCAUUAUUUUAUGUAAUAAAAACAAAAACAAAAACACAAAGUUGAAAGAUGAUUGUCAUUAUAAAAAUAGAAA